Molecule: messenger RNA, 1853 nt
Organism: Sander lucioperca (pikeperch)
Lineage: Eukaryota; Metazoa; Chordata; Actinopteri; Perciformes; Percidae
Product: basement membrane-specific heparan sulfate proteoglycan core protein-like
Exons: 8
Coding region: 220-1362 (380 amino acids)
Biological process (GO): homophilic cell-cell adhesion; dendrite self-avoidance; axon guidance
Cellular component (GO): axon; plasma membrane
Molecular function (GO): cell-cell adhesion mediator activity
Source: RefSeq, a predicted model, not a curated record
CACACCAGCCAAUUUUGGAAUAAAAAAUUAGAAUGCAAAAUAACAAUAUGCCAGUGUAACGUUUCAUACGUGACUAGCACUUGUGGACAAUGUUUGAAUAGGAUAAGGGGUAACUGGUAAGAUAGGGGUUAAAGGUUGAAAGUGAUUGUAUGAAAAAGAGACAGACCUGGUGGAAGAGUUUGUUCACUGGGGAGAGAGUGGGACUGUUCUCUGUUCAUCAUGGAUUUCUCACCUGGGGUUCUGAUCCUGUGUUCUCUGUUGUGUUCAGUGGCUGGUCAGGCUCCUGUCAUCUCAGUGGAGCCCCGGGCUGCUACUGUGCGCCAAGGGGAGUCUGCCAGCUUUAGAUGCCAGGUGGCAAGAGGUGCACAGCCAAUCCAACUGGAGUGGAGGAGAGCCAAUAACCAAGCAUUACCAGACAAUGCUAAGACUGGUCCAGAUGGCUCUGUGCUGACUGUUGCUAACGCCCGACCUGAAAACCAGGGCCAGUAUCGCUGCGUGGCAGCCAACUCUGCAGGCCGCAGCACUGCCGCGACUGUGCUGAACGUCAAACAUGCUCCUAAAGUACACCUGACACCAGCCGGGCCCCUGCGGGUCAGGAUGGGUUCCCCUGUGUCAGUGGAGUGUCGUGCCACAGGUAGGCCACGCCCCACGUUGACCUGGAAACGCCAAGGCUCCACCCUGCAGCUGGUUACCAAGGAGACGAAUGAUGUCAACACAAUACAGUGGCCUGCAGUGCAUCCAGAGGACUCAGGAGUUUAUAUUUGCCAGGCUGAAAACAAUGAGGGGGUGACAGAAGUCAAAGUUGAGGUUAUUGUUGAGGGGCAGCCGGGAGCACCGGUGGCUUCAGUGGGCGCUACAGAAAUGACAGUGGUGGAGGGACGUACAAUCACAAUGGAGUGUCAGGCCAGUGGUUCCCCUCUUCCUGUCAUCACCUGGUCCAAGCUGCGAGCACCACUGCCAUGGAAACACACAGUGGUCGGUGGAGUUUUGACACUGACCAGCGUGGGGCGCCAAGAUUCAGGACAAUACAUCUGUAACGCUACCAACAUUCAUGGCUACAGUGAAGCAUACACGCAAAUGGAGGUGGAGAGUCCCCCGUACGCCACCUGCCUGCCCGACCAGGUUAGGCUCCAGCCCGGAGAUACCCUGCGCCUGCAGUGCCUUGCCCACGGCACUCAUCCCAUUCACUUUGAAUGGAGCCGGGGGGGCAGGGUGAGCCUGCCUCCAGGAGCAGAGACCACAAAGGAUGGUAAGCUGCUGAUAGCCCACGUUAAACUGAGCGACAGUGGAACGUACAAAUGUGUGGCCUCCAACCAUAUCGGCAACAGUGAGGCACUGGCCAAAGUCAUCAUAAAAGCUUAAUCCAUUGCGGCCACACUGUGUCUGAUUGACAAACCAUCUAUGCAGCGCUUACAACUUCUUCAAGCCAGAUGGCUAAUACUGAGAAAACAGAGAAAAUAAUAUUUAAUAGAUUCUUAUAUUCUGAUGUUGAAAGUGAAAGAUAUCACUGCUGUUUAAACUUUUGAUUUUAUUGCACAUACUGUAUGGGGUUAACUUUGUACUUUUAUAGAAAACUGAUACUGUCACCAUUGUUGCUCCUGUCUCAUAUUGCCCGUUGAAAAGCUUUUCCCUGGAGCUCAGUGUGGACUGACGUGUGUGGGAGUUUGUUCUGCUGGAAUGCCUCUGCACCCUGUCUGCCUUCCUUCCUGUCAUCUGCACAGUCCACACUGUUGCACUUCCAAAAUUGAAAGGAGGACACAAAACAAAGAAAAAAACUGAUCUAAUAUAAAACCCCUCAUUAUGCCAAUACAUAUCAAAACAAUAAAGACAAAAUAAAAACAAUUUCAAUGAAA